UGUGAAUAACGAAUAUCAAAGGAUAUUCUUAGUAUAAUAACUAAAGUUAGUUAGUAUAAUAAUUAAAGCUAAAUUAGGAUACACCUCACCUUAAUGACAAAUUCAUAAAAUAAUGUCCGACUAGACAUAGACAUGUCAAUUAACAAAACGUAAUUGUUAUUUUGCAAGAAACCAACCAAUUACCUAAUUACCGGCCACUUCCUCUUCUCACGCAUUUCGAAAACUCUUUUUAAUUUAUUUUUCGAAUCAUUAGGAAAUUCUAUAUUUAAAUACUGUCGUUUUUAGAACAAAAUCAUUCCAAAUUUGAACUCACUCCGUCCCAAUUCCGGUGACAAAUUUAUUUAACCUACCAGUUGUUUAUCCCGGUGUUUUUGUUAUAAUGUCCAAGUCAUUCGAGGCCAAGUCUACUUGGUGCUGGUGCAAGAAGCCUCAGCAGUCAGCGGAGCCGGAGUAUGAAGACAGUGUUGGGUCACACGUUAUUAUAGUAGACCCAGCCAAAAUUGCUUAUGUACAAAACUGGAUAGACGCCCACAGGCGUUUCUUCCCCUCCACUGCCCCUCCCACUCCCUCCAGAAGUCAACCGAAGAUCCAGUGCAACACGUCACCUUACCAAUAUGGCCGACCGGAAGUCAACUACUUUUAUACGGAACCCAUAGACUUCAGCGUCAGAAAAGAUAUCAAACUGCCAUACAUUAUGAAGAGCCCGCAUCCGAUUUCACCAUUGAGGAUGUUGAGGAAAUAGUUUUUUGUUA
Messenger RNA from Plutella xylostella (diamondback moth), 752 nucleotides. RefSeq lists its product as uncharacterized. The record is from RefSeq and is a predicted model, not a curated record. Lineage: Eukaryota; Metazoa; Arthropoda; Insecta; Lepidoptera; Plutellidae.